Messenger RNA from Capsaspora owczarzaki ATCC 30864, 1620 nucleotides. Its product is annotated as origin recognition complex. The record is from RefSeq and is a predicted model, not a curated record. Bases 51 to 1598 code for a protein of 515 amino acids. Gene Ontology annotation, cellular component: nucleus; nuclear origin of replication recognition complex. The transcript has 4 exons. Gene Ontology annotation, molecular function: DNA replication origin binding. Gene Ontology annotation, biological process: DNA replication; DNA replication initiation. NCBI's taxonomy places the organism in Eukaryota, Filasterea, Ministeriida, Capsasporidae.
UUCAUCACUUUCAUCCAUCACACUCAAAUCCAGCUGCCGACAGAACCCAUAUGCAAUCUCACCUUCUGACGAUGCCAGAGGUGCUCGUGGAGCCUCGGUUCGAGUCGCCAACAGCAGCACCAACAGCCGCCGCUGCUGCUACCCCUACUGCUACAACGACUGCUACCCCUACUGCUACAACGAGCACAAUGGCUGCCGCCGUGCUGCGGCUACCAGGACGCGCUGCAGAGAUUGCCGCGUAUGGAGCGCUGCUCGGCCAGCGCGAGUCCACCGUCCCAGCCAUCUUUGUCUAUGGGCACACUGCCACGGGCAAGACUCUUGUUGUGAAGUCCGUCCUCCGGCACCACAACGUGCGCCACGCAUACGUGAGUUGCGUCGACAAGUACACGCUGCGGCUCUUGUUUGAAGCCGUGCUGGAUCAGCUCUUUGGUCACGUCCCUAGCCAAGCAGAUGGCUUUACCAGUCGCGUGCGGUGCGACAAUCUGAGCGACUUUGUGAGCCUGCUGGUGGAGGCAAUCGACACUGUCCCGGCAGAGCAACGCUCGUCCAGUCUGCCCGCUGCAAGUUCCGGCCAAGUGCACCAACCUACUGUGCACCUGGUGUUUGACAAUGCCGAGCGCCUGCGCGACUUUUCGACCGCCACCCUCCUCCCCGCGCUCCUCCGCCUCCGUGAGCUGACCAUGCGCAAUAUUUGUGUUACGCUCAUCAGCGAGCUCGUAUGGGACAAGUUCCGUGCGGGCACGGGAGCGCCCGAUCCCUACGUCAUGUACUUUGCACCCUAUUCGCAGGCCGUUAGUGUCGAAAUUAUCGCCGCCGAGCGACCUGCACUCCAGGUGCCCAGCGAGCUGUUUCAAGAGUUUAUCAAACUCUUGUGGAAUGUCUUUCACGGCCCCUGUCGCGAUUUGAAUGAGCUGCGACACCUUGCACAGCUGCUCUUCCCCGUGUACUGCGAGCCCGUCUUGCAGGGCACUGUCGAGUCGAGCGAUUCGGUUCGUCUCUGGCGGCACAUUGACCCGUACUUUCGUAAAGUGCUUGCCAAGCUCUACUUGCGUGAAAUCUCUGAUUCGGAGUGGGGUCGCGUCCAGCAGCAGGCUCACGAGUUUGCGGCCAGCGGGACGUCUUCUGCCAGCAUUGUUGCGGGCGGCGUCGCAGUCCAACGACUAGACAUCGAACUUCCCUAUCAUUCAAAGUUCCUCCUAAUCGCAGCCUAUCUUGCAUCGUACAACUCGGUGCGAUCCGACUCCACCGUGUUUGCCAAACGGACGCGCGACACACCUCUCCGUCGCCGUGGUCGAGGAGGCAAGCUUGCCUCAACUCCUCGAACAGAAAAGCUGAGCCAGCGGCUGCUCGGACCCCGCCCAUUCCCACUGGACCGCCUGUUUGCCAUUUUUCACAGCAUCGUGGACGAACGAGUUGACAGCACUGCCGAUUUGCAGAUGCAGGUUUCCUCUCUCAUCAGCUUGCGGUUGCUGACGAGACAUAGCGCGGCCGACAACCUGGAUGCCGUCAAACUACGCUGCAACGUAUCUUGGGAUUUUGCUCUUGCUGUUGCACGAAGUGUUAGCUUUGAUUUAUCGCGGUAUUUGACAGAGGUGUAGAAAUACAGCGCGAUCAGUCUUG